Peniophora sp. CBMAI 1063 is the source of this 1749-nucleotide messenger RNA. NCBI's taxonomy places the organism in Eukaryota, Fungi, Basidiomycota, Agaricomycetes, Russulales, Peniophoraceae. The record is from the annotation of a GenBank genome assembly.
AUGACGGAAUCUGACAGUGGUCGUUUAUGUCUCACAGCUGUCGGGGAGGAACUUGCUGGUUCAAGGGCCAUAGCGACGAAUCUGGAAUCCUCAGAAGAGCAUACAAAAACGGACCCCUCUCUUAACUACUCGCUACCCAUCCUGCGUCUCCCGCCCGACAUUCUGUAUCGUGUCAUCGGAACGGUGGCUAUACUCUGUCCCGCCUCUCGCUUCGACUUGGGAUGGAUAAAGACAACUCACGUGUGUUCCAUCUGGCGUCACGAGAUACCAUCCUUUGCUACUCUCUGGGCGCGAGCGGUCAGCGCCUUCAGUAGUCAUGGCAGCGUCCAGACAAUCAGGCGGAGAGCCCAAGCCGCUCCAUUGACCGUCAGAUAUCUUACCGAUCCGGCACACUUCGGCGCAUCAUGGAAUAUAUCUUCUACACCUCUCUUUGACUACUAUCUCGCUUUAUUACCUCAAGUCCGUAGCCUUGAUCUGUGCACUCCGCACCCCAAGGAUUACGAACGUCUCGUUCAAGCGCUGUCCGCACAAACCUUCCCGAUGUUGGAGAGGGUCGCCUUGGCCGAUAAUUGCGCCCCCUUCGAUCAAGAUCGGAGGCCGGUGGACCCAUUGACCAUCUUCGACCGACCACUUUGUCCCAAUCUUCGUGCUCUGUCACUCCAUCGACUGUUCAUAGCGUUCCCGGGCCGACAACUGACCGACCUGCGCAUAUUCGGGGAGUCGUUCAGCGACAACCCCAUCACAAGCGCCCGGUUUCUUGACUUCUUGUCUGAAGCAGGGGAAACCCUCCAAAUGCUUCUUAUGGUCCAAUGGAUGCCGACAGUCUGGGACACCGAGGAACGUACGGGCCGCAAAGUACGACUCCGCUCCCUGAAGAGCAUGUCCUUACUCCGGCCGCCCUUCUGGACGGACUAUUUAGCACUGUGCAGACAUAUAGAAACACCUUCGCUCUGCUCAGUGUCAAUUACGAACUCUUGCGGACCGCAAUCAUUAUCCGACGCCCUUCAAGUCAUAGAUUGGAUCCUGAUCAACGGGCCGUCGUGCCCUUGCAUUCAGAACUCUGGCAAUCUGGCCGCUCAUUAUUUGACCAGGGAUGACCCAGAAGAGAAUCUCAUACUGGUUAUGAGCCCUCGUGAGCUCCAUUGCUCCGACGCCGGCGACCUUGUAUCCUAUCAGCGCCGGGAUGCAGAUCAACCAGGUCCAGAAGGACCGGGUGAAUGGGAUCCUUCGCAAUCGAAAGGGGUCGAGUUGCAGUUCUCGAACGUAGUCUACGAUAUUGAUGUCGUUGAUAUCCAGCUCGUAGAGGUGGACGUCCUCUUUCGCAGCGUCGUCGCGCUUUACGCCCGUUGGCGCGUACACUGUGGUCUCAGUCCCGUCGUCACCGCCAGUUUCAAAUACAGUGCACUCUUUUCCCUUGAUUUACGCAGUAUGCUACCCGACUUGUGCGCAGUGGAGACACUGCAUGUCAUCCUGCCACCCUACGUCGAGCCGGCCACAGCUGCGAACGCCGAGGUUGGAUUGCUGAGGUCACUAGCAGUCCUCCAACCGAACGGAACAUUUCAUCUUCCCCAUCUCAAAAGACUGAUAUACAAGCAAGAGCGCUAUCCACUCUUCAUUGGACCACAAUAUCAGAAGGAGGUGCGGGAGAUUCUUGCCAAGCUGCAGGAGCAAGUGGACUACCUGGUUGCGGCUCGGGCGAGGUUGCCUGACACCGCGAUAAGCGCCGCAUGCCCAUGGCCUCCGGGAUAG